Messenger RNA from Lineus longissimus, 7845 nucleotides. Its product is annotated as regulator of G-protein signaling 12-like. The record is from RefSeq and is a predicted model, not a curated record. NCBI's taxonomy places the organism in Eukaryota, Metazoa, Nemertea, Pilidiophora, Heteronemertea, Lineidae. The coding region runs from base 132 to 5696 and encodes 1854 amino acids. Gene Ontology annotation, molecular function: protein binding; GTPase activator activity. Gene Ontology annotation, biological process: signal transduction; regulation of G protein-coupled receptor signaling pathway. Gene Ontology annotation, cellular component: cytoplasm; plasma membrane; nucleus. The transcript has 14 exons.
UUUGUGUACAAAAAUUGCACGUUGUCGUUGGAAUAUUGAAAUUUCAUCAAAAACAAAAGCAAGAAAUGCCUCGAUCAUGUUUUGAUAUCAUGGAAAGCAAGAAUUUUAUACGAAACAAGAGAAAAUACUAGAUGAUGUACCAUCAAAAGAGACGAAAGAAGAGACUUUCCCAUGGUGUAAAGACGGUGGAAAUCACCCGCGGGAAGUAUGGAUAUGGCUUCACAAUAUCUGGGCAACAGCCGUGUGUCCUCAGCUGCAUUGUCACAGGCAGCCCAGCAGAACAGGUCGGCCUCAAACCUGGUGAUUUCCUCCUCGGUGUCAACCAUGAAGACGUUUCCCGUGCACCGCAUGAUGAUGUCGUUAGGCUCAUCGGGACAUCAUUUGGAUUACUUGUGCUACAAAUUGCUGAAAAUGUGAACAGUUCCGAUUCCUCAGACGAGGAAUACCAUUUGAACAAGCCGAAAUCAAAAUAUCCGAAUCGUCAUCGCCAAAGGCAGAAUGACAGGCAAGAGAAAAAUACAGCUAAUACGAAUAGUAAUACUAAUAGUAACAAUCGUGCGGAAAGAGUUCUUGCCGAUUUGCAGUCUGGUGCUAUCUUUCAUGAACCGCCUUCAAGCAGUCAAGGAAAGCGGAGGACAAAUGGGGCAGACCGCUCGAAAACAAAGAGUCCUGCAGCAGCAGCGCUAACAACAGAACCGCCGCCAAAUUUUGGCGUGAAUCGUUUCUUUGACGAGAAUAAUGAUGGUGCUAAUUCGAGACGGACUAAGUCUGCGCAGAGCAGGCCUCGCGUUACCUCUCCCCUCCAGGACAACACAAACAGGGAGGUGCCUAAGACAAGUCUUUCGCAAAAGUCCCACGUGCAGCAGCAUGCUGUUGUGUCAAAUGGGCAAGGCCGUGUUAAUGUCAAGUAUGAGGGUCAGUCGGGGCUUCCAGUUUAUCGUGACCCGCCUCCUUAUCGUGGUUCAAGCCCGUAUGAAGUUGUGCUCACGCCGAAAGAUCUUUCAAAUAUUUUGGCGCCAACACUGCCGCUUUAUAUAAACAAAGAAAAUGUGGGGAAUUCGGCCCGUGACGUUGCGGAUGAAAGCGUUUCAUUACGUGUCAUAGUAGGCUACAUAGGUUCGAUUGAAAUACCAACGAACUUUAGCAAACCAAACUCACACGUUCAGAUGAUAAAAAAUGCCAUUAGACGGUUACGUGUCGAGCAAAAAAUCCAUACUUUAGUUCUAAUGGAAGUUUUUUCAGAGAGUGUCAAGUUGAAGAAUGCAUCUGGAACAGUGAUUGCAACCUACCCGUCUGAGAAAGUUGCCUAUAGCGGUGUGUGUCCUGAUGAUAAGCGGUUCUUCGGCAUUGUGACUGUGACGAGUGUCAGCUCUGAUGAGAUUAGUAGUGACAAUGGCAGCGACCAUUUCGAUCAUGUACAAAGUAGCUCUUGUCAUGUGUUCAUGGUCGACCCCGAACUACGAACUCACAGUGCACAUGCUCAGAAAGCAAGGAGUUUCCGAAUUGACUGUACAGUGGAUCCAGAGACGCAGGGUUGCCUCGAAUUCCCACGAUCUUCCACGCCAAUUUUACGGGUGUUAUCAAAACUUUAUAAAGACCGUGUUGGAUCAUGGUAUGACGAUGCAGCCCAGCCGCAUAUACUAGCCAACCCCAACGUUGAUCAUCAACGCAGCAAUAGCAAUAGUAGCAAUAGUGACAGCGGACUUGGGUUACCACGAGAUGAGGGUUCAGCGAAUGAUCGGGUGUUCAUCGUGGACUUGGAUGCAUCAAGAAAUGCUGCCCCAAUGCGCCCCGGAUCACAUUUACGCCAGGUUAGUCUACCACAUGAUGCGCCCUCUAACAUAUCCAAUGAGAAUUCGAGGCAACAUAGACAAUCAUCAAAUCAUACUGAUUUACCGCCGACUGGUCGAUCGAGUGACAGACUAUCAAAACAUUUCGACCGUGCUGGUGCUCAUUCGCAGGAUGACUUAGAAUCUGUCAGCAGCGCUGACAGCAUUCGACGGAGCAUGCACAAACUCCUGCAGAAUCGCCAGCGCAAUUACGUCGGUGAUAGCAGUGAUGCGGAGUCGGUGCGAUCAGAAUCAUCUCAUCCUCAGACAUCGCGGCGAGCUAAACUUUUGGAUCGCCCAAUGUCAGUGCCUCUCGCCACCCACACCGCUGAUCAGACAAUCGUAAAACACUCUCGGCCUGCUAAUCUGAAUUGUUCGUUGUACGCAGUGGAGACAAUCGACUUGGCAGAUAAACUCAGCCCACGGGCAUUUGGACAAGUCACACCAAAGAUUAGGAAGCCAGUGACAAGUCCUGGUGGUAUCAUUCGGAACAUUGGUGACCAAUUUGCGGGUGGAUCUCCCUCUGCCUUUAAAAAGCCAGCCCCGCCAACUGCAUUUAAACCGUGGAGCAGGUCUGAUGCAACAGGCAAGACGAGGCUUGGCAAUAUCAGCUUUUCUCAUGAGUCAUUGGUCCCCUCUGAGCAUGACCACCAUGAACGACAUAAUACCAGUUGCUUGGCCCCUGCAAGUAGCCUGGACAGUGUGGCUGACUUAAACAAGAGCAUGAAGGAACAUGUUGAGGUCCCAGUCACCAUCUCGGCAAGCUGGGCCGUCAACCUGGACAAGCUGUUAAACGAUGGGUUGGGUUUGGCUGCACUCAUGGAGUUCCUCAAGAAGGAAUUCAGUCAGGAGAAUCUCCUGUUUUGGAUAACAUGUGAGAAAUUCAAGAGAAUUCAAGAUAAAGAAAAGCAAAAGGCCAGGGCAAAGGAAAUCUUUGAUAAACACAUAGCAUCCCGUGCUCCUGAACCUGUGAACAUAGAUAGCCAGGCACGGAAAACGGUUGAGCAAGGUUUGACCAAUGUCACGUCGGAAAUGUUCAAGAUGGCACAAACUCAGAUCUAUCACCUCAUGAAAACCGACUGUUACCCACGAUUUCUAAAGUCGACACUUUACAAGCAAUACGUCAUCAUGGAAAUGGGUAGCAAGCCGUUGCCUUUGCAACCAAUAGAAAUAGAUGAGGCUCCCGCGCAGCAGACAACACGAUUCUGGGGGACACUGGAAAAGAAGAAGUCUAAGAAGAACAAGCUCGAUGAAGGCCAAGAAGAAAAACGAAAGAAAUCAUUUCUUCCUUGGCACAAAAAUAAAUCCAGGAAAUUGACAAAGGAAGACAGUGGUAAGAAAGCAGCGAAACCAUCCAAACUGGAGUCGGGACUAGACACGUCAUUUGCCAAGAAAAGUCUGAAGAUGCAGACCAGUAGUAGCUCUUUGCAGAAGGAAGGUGAAAGGAGCAAGAGCACAACCCCGACUGUCUCAGAGAAAUCUAACGUAUCUCGCGAGAGAGAAACCACAACAAUAGAAGGACUCGAGUCGUCCUCCAUCAAGGUGGUCCUACCAGACGGCACCACAUCCACGUUGUCGCCGUCAAAGGGCCAGACUGUCAAAUCGUUGGUCAGUAAACUCUGUGAGAAGAAAGGUCUAAGUGUUGUUAGUAUUGAUGUCUACCCCCUUGGCAGUGAUAAGGCGCUGGACAUCCAUGCCGACAUCUCAACUGUGAGUGCCAAGGAGAUGGUGAUUGAACGACGGGUGCUGUUCCGGAUGGAUCUGCCCAACAAGAAGUGUAUUGGAAUCAAAGCCAAACCGAAACGUUCCGUAGCAAACGUCGUGCGACCGGUAUUGCACAAGUAUGGCUACAAGCUCGACAAUGUUGUCAUGCACAUGGCUAACAGUCCUGCAAUGGUCACUAUGGAGGCCGAGGUUUCAACGUUGGAGCACCAGCGUGUUGUCAUUCAGAGUCGGGAGGAUUUUGCAGAUAAACACUGGUGGAUUGAGUGGGGAGGUUUCGAUGGUAGUGCCUCGAACAGUAAGCCACCAAUACCCAAGCGAACGUCUGCCAGCAAGAAUGACCUCGAUGAGAUCACAACGAAAGUGUUCGACGACAUUUUCUCCAAGGUUAACAACGGGCCACACCGAUUUGAUGAGCUGGGGAUUCUGGACCCAGACAGGAAGGAUGAUGAUAAUCCCAGAACAAGCGAGGGCAGGAACUCAUCUGGAUUAUUCGGGUUGCUGCAGCGGAACUCCUUCGAAAAGGACAAGAGUAAAAGCCGAGGACGACCCAGUUUGGGUGGCACACAGAAGAGCCUCCCAUCGAAACUCGCCAAGAUGAGGAUACAGGAUAAAGAUAAUGACAAACUGUUUGAGCUCCUCUCCCGAGCCCAGAGUCAACGACUAGAUGACCAGCGCGGUUUAUCAUCGGAUCGUUUCGAGCUGCCCGAUUUCCUAAAAACGGAUCAACCCACAAACAAAAUGAGAAAAGGAAACUUCAAGACAACAUCUUCAAGUGAUAUGUUUGGGACAGCGUCGAAGGGAGUGGACGGAUAUGGUGGAAUGAGUUUGUUUCGAUCUCAAUCUCACCCCGAGGGACUGGAAUCUGACGUUGAUGACAAACCCUUCGGCCAUGAUUUGCAGAUUCGUAGUAUUACCCCUGGACCUGGCGAUAUCUCUUUCUUUGAUGACAGUUUCAGUCAGGACUGUGUUCUGCCAUCUCAUACUGACGCUGAGAAUAUGUUUUCAGGGGGCGGUCAAGUGACCAGUACCCCAGACAUUGACUUUGAUAAUCCACACCUCAUGAAAAAGAGUGUGCGCGACCUAGGUUUCAACUACAGUGUCGUGGAGGAUAAUCAGCAUUGUUACGUUAGGACCCAACCGUCUAGUGCUUCUAAAGAUUUGGGGAUCACACCAAUAAGAGCAAGGACACCCUUGGAUAAGAAACUCAGUCCUAGGGCAACUUUGCCAGCGUCUGCGUUCAAUGAACAAUCUCUGGACAACAAGACGUGCUUUGAUGAAAGUGAUAGUCUGAACUUAACUGUCAUUGGUGGGGACUCGGUUGCUGAUGCGUCGUUGAUCAGCGAAAUGCCACCAGCGCCCGAACUGUUAGAAAUGAGUACUAUUAGUCAUGUGGCCGAGGCUAAUUUUCCACCGCCGACGCCCCUGAAACCUCCGGGCAGAAUUAGCAGUGCAAAUGGGAAUAGCCGCAGCAAUGCAAGUGUUGGCAGCCUUGGCAAUGCAAGUGUUGGCAGCCUUGGCAAUGCAAGUGUUAGCAGCCGUGGCAAUGGUAGUGUUAGCAGCCGUGGCAAUGGUAGUGGUAGUAGUCUAGACAGUACAUUCACAGGUUCAAACAGUAGUCAGAAAUCGCUCCCGUACACUACAUGUAUGUAUAGUGUACCCGAAUAUAAAAAUGACUCGAGGCAUUCACCUCAUUCCCGCCAAUAUCCUCCUGCAGAUAUUAGUAAUUUCCGAUCGCAUUCCACUAACAAUUCAGUUUACGUACCAUCGCAGUCACGCCGGAGUACACCUACGAUGAGUAUGAAUGAAACUACGAUGACACUCAGUCCUAUGGAAGCCAAAUUGAACUCCUCUGUGCCUGUUCCUAGUUCAAAACAAAUGUCUCCAAAGCGAAUUCCUCCACCCGUUCCGGAAAAACCAAGUGCAGCGUCUCGGAAAAACAUGGCGCUGAAAUUGAACUCGCCAUCUAAAGUCAGAAUUGAACUUUCCAGUCCAUCUCCAACAGAACUUCCCUCGCCAUCAACUCAUGAGUUUGUAUUGUCCUCACAGUUGGAUGGUGGCGCUGCUGACUUUAAGGAGAAAAUGCGGAGGGUGUGUUUUGAAAAUCCCGAAGUGCGCCCAGAUGCUAAAGUGACAUUUGUCUAGGGUGUCGUGUUGGUCUUUUAGACUUAUAUUGCAUAAUCAUUCUUAAGCUAAGAGUAUUGUUUGCUGCUGUGCGGUAUACACAUUUCUGUGACCAUAUCUUUUGCAUUGUUAUUCUCUCGGUAUGAUGCCAUUUGUGCGAAAGGCGGUUGGUAAAACUUCAAAUUGCGGAUCAUGGAUGCGAAGGAGUUCUAAGGUUUCCUGCUACAAUUGAUUUUGAGAAGCAGAGUACCAGUACACACUUCAUUUUGUUAGGCUUGAGUUUACGAUAUUCACAAUGUCUUUCAGUUAUAACCUUUGUGGUCUUGUAAAUAUUGAAAAAUACACAACAGAUUUAUGAAGUUUGUAUAUGAGGAGAUGUCUAAUAAAACUAACAAAUUAUGCUACUUUUACCGAGUUGUAUAUGAACAGCAUGAGCAUUUGAGACAAUACUGGCUUACUUCAAACAGUUUUACUCUGUGCAUCUUCCAUCCAUUGUUGUGAACUCUGUUUAAAUUUUUAUCAGUAUUUUUAUGACAAGUUUAAAGGCUGUUUCUUAUAUCAUUCUUACCAGCUGGACAUUUUUAUGUGGGUUGGUUUUUGCCAAGCAUUUGACUCCAGCCCUCUAAUGAUAUCCCUUUUGCAGAGUGGUGGCUGUGAAAAUUACCUUGUGUCCUCUCUGUCAAGGUGGAUUUUCAAGACAUGACCAACCAUCUCUCCAAGCAAGUCCAGCCUCAGACUGACGGCCGCUUCUGAAAAAUGUAUCGACCAUACCGGCUGGAUUUCUUCAAGAGGUUCUGGCCUUGACUCGAGAGGUUGUUGCCGAUUACACAGGGUUGAACUUGGUUGUUCAAGUGCCAAUUCUACACAAAAAAAGCAAUGCUGGGGGCCUGGGAAUCAGUCUUUCAUGUAUCUUAACUUGAGAUUAUUUCAAGUUUUGAAGUCCAUUCCUUGUUGUAUGUUGUACAUAUGUAGAUUCAUAUUUAUGUAUACCAUUAAACUGUGAGAGUGCAUGUACUUUUAGGACGGCAUGUAGAUGAUAUGUGGUCUACCCACUACUUAUUAUUUGGUCAAGCAUGUAAACUAUUUUAACUCUUUUCGGACAUUCUUUAUUGGAAAGUCAGCAGAAUGCUGUUAUUUUUAUCAGUUUUCCACAUGUCUUGCAUGAAGGGUUUUACUUCUUUAAGUACGGUAUGCAAAAUUUGAUAAUAUGCAUUAACCUUGAUAUCUAAUUCAUAUAUCCUACUAAUGGGGCUGAGAGAGUGUGAGGAUGUCACAGACAUGUCAAAGUUUUGAACAUUUAAAACUUCAGUUGCAGUUAUUAUAUUAUGGUUCCGAGGAACAUAUCUGGUAUGAUACAUAAGAGGAACAUGUUGAUAACUUAAAAUUCUAGUUCCUGCUUUGUUCGCCUGUCAAAAUCACAACAGGAUUUUUUUCAAUCUAAAACCCCUAUGUUUCAUUUCUAAACCAUUGUCUUAGCUCGUUGUAGAUGCCAUGUAAAAAAGGGGAGAUGGCCAUUUAUGUCUUGACUGUGGCGAAAAAGAUGGCUUUUUAUUGGUGGUCAUCGAAAAACAUAGGGAUUAAGAUGGUGCAAGUGCAACUUGAAAUGUUUGUCCUUGGUAAGGCCGUCCAAACCUUCAAAAUAUCGUGCUUCCUGCUGUAGAGGAAUGCUGCUUAAGACAUCUUUGUCUCUGCUGUUUUAAACAUAAGGAUGUUAUGCAAAACUUAUUGUUCUUUGCCCGUCCAACACUUUCCAAGCAUGUUUUUGUAACUUUGCUGAAUCUUCUCUUCUGACAUGUAGGCUAUAAGGCACUUAACUGGCAACUGUGGACCCAGUGAACAAAAUGUUUUGGUCCAUCUAAUUGUAAUUUGAGGUGGACCUAUAGCGAGGUAUUAAUUUGCAUUCUUAAAAGGCUCAUAGUCAAGGCUAAAAUAUUUCCAUUGUUCAUAGUGAUAUCUGUGUUUGUGUCACAUGCAAGUUCCUCACCUAUUUAGAGGAACCUCAUUAUUUGCUGCAUAAUUUUCAGGAUAUUAGUGUCAUGUUGUUCAUGACUUAAUCUUCAUUGUACCAAGGUUAGCCAUUGCGGAACUGUGUGAAUUUUUAAAUCAUUAAAACUAAGACAUGGUACCUGUACUAUUAACCAAAUAAACAUUGUUACUAUUAUAAGCAUAA